This is a messenger RNA of Microcebus murinus (gray mouse lemur), 1250 nucleotides long. It is a transcript of the gene SNRPB2, whose product is annotated as small nuclear ribonucleoprotein polypeptide B2. Lineage: Eukaryota; Metazoa; Chordata; Mammalia; Primates; Cheirogaleidae. The record is from RefSeq and is a predicted model, not a curated record. Gene Ontology annotation, molecular function: RNA binding.
GGUUACUUCCGGUGCCUAGCUCCAUUUCCGGCUUUGGUUCUUACUGAAGACGGCGUCUGCUCCAGUGAGUUCGAGCUGCUUCUACUUCGCUGUUUUGAUUCUCUCGGCUCUUCGGCCCAGCUCUCUUCCGUCAGAGCCCGGAGCGCAGGAGGCGCGAAGGCUAUUUGAAGAGUUUAACCCAAACAUGGAUAUCAGACCAAAUCAUACAAUUUAUAUCAACAAUAUGAAUGACAAAAUUAAAAAAGAAGAAUUGAAGAGAUCCCUAUAUGCCCUGUUUUCCCAGUUUGGUCACGUGGUAGAUAUUGUGGCUUUGAAGACCAUGAAGAUGAGGGGGCAGGCCUUUGUUAUAUUUAAGGAACUGGGAUCAUCCACAAAUGCUUUGAGACAAUUACAAGGAUUUCCAUUUUAUGGUAAACCAAUGCGAAUCCAGUAUGCAAAAACAGAUUCAGAUAUAAUAUCUAAAAUGCGUGGCACUUUUGCUGACAAAGAAAAGAAAAAAGAAAAGAAAAAAGCCAAAACUGUGGAACAGACUGCAACAACUACAAACAAAAAGCCUGGUCAGGGAACACCAAAUUCAGCUAAUACCCAAGGAAAUUCAACACCAAAUCCUCAGGUCCCUGAUUACCCUCCAAACUAUAUUUUAUUCCUUAAUAAUUUACCAGAAGAGACUAAUGAGAUGAUGUUAUCCAUGCUGUUUAAUCAGUUCCCUGGUUUCAAGGAAGUACGUUUGGUACCUGGGAGGCAUGACAUUGCUUUUGUUGAAUUUGAAAAUGAUGGGCAGGCUGGAGCUGCCAGGGAUGCUUUGCAAGGAUUUAAGAUCACACCAUCCCAUGCCAUGAAGAUCACCUAUGCCAAGAAAUAACAUUUAGGAUAGUUAUCUUUAAAGGACUUGGUGUUAUUUAUAGUGUUUGUUUUGAUAAUAUUUGGUUAUAUCAUUUUAAUAGUUGGAGCUGGGGGAGGGUAGUAAAAGUGAAAUUUUUGUGAAGGACUUAAAUUAGUCUUUUUUUAGUCUUAGUGAACUAUGAAAUGUGAAGGCCUUAAUUUUGUACAAUAAACUUUUAUUUGUAUUCCAUAUAUAUAACGCUUUGCUUAUUGGUCCAUUGCCCUAUCAUCAAAUGCUUAUUCUAGUCUAGAACAUGUCUUAAGGUAUAUAAAACUCUGUAAUAGGAUGCUUUUUUAGUGUUAUUUUAGAGCAGCUAAUGAUACAGCAACGUUGAACUGUUUUAAAAGUUAAGGGGAAUUAGAUCACA